UUGCGCGUAGUGUUACUUGCAGCGUCGUCAUGGCCGAGACAGCUCCUGCUGCUGCGCCCGCCGCCGCCCCGGCUCCCGCCGCUAAGACCGCCGCCAAGAAGCCGAAGAAGGCGGCGGGCGGCGCCAAAGCCCGCAAGCCCGCGGGCCCCAGCGUCACCGAGCUGAUCACCAAGGCCGUGUCCGCCUCCAAGGAGCGCAAGGGGCUCUCCCUCGCCGCGCUCAAGAAGGUGCUGGCCGCCGGCGGAUACGACGUGGAGAAGAACAACAGCCGCAUCAAGCUGGGGCUCAAGAGCCUGGUCAACAAGGGCACCCUGGUGCAGACCAAGGGCACCGGCGCCUCGGGCUCUUUCCGCCUCAGUAAGAAGCCGGGAGAGGGUUUGGAGAAAGCUCCCAGGAAAAAGACAUCGGCAGCCAAGCCUAAGAAGACAGCAGCUAAGAAACCUGCAGCUGCUGCUAAGAAGCCCAAGAAAGCAGUGGCAGUGAAGAAGAGCCCCAAGAAAGUCAAGAAGCCGGCGGCUGCUGCCACCAAGAAGGCAACGAAGAGCCCCAAGAAGGUGACUAAGGCUGCCAAGCCCAAGAAGGCAGUGGCUGCCAAGAGCCCGGCCAAGGCAAAGGCGGUGAAGCCCAAAGCUGCUAAGCCCAAGGCAGCCAAACCCAAGGCAGCCAAGGCGAAGAAGGCGGCACCCAAGAAGAAGUAAACUCCUGUGGUAGAAAACUCUUGACCCGCUUCUAAAUCCAACGGCUCUUUUAAGAGCCACCCAAGAUUUCCCAAAAAGAGCUGAAAUACCGCUUCGAAGAUGUGGGCACUACCCGGGAGAGAUGAGAAAACACACUGACGUUUAACAUGGAGGUGGGCGGGGCGGGCUACGGGCUGUGGCGGAUGCUGCACCCCUGCGCCGCUUAGAAGCAGCGCUGCAGUGGCUUUGAAGCACCCGCGCUGUGUGCGGAUCGGCUGCGCGGCCGCGGCUAUCACCGCUCACGGGGGGCGCGGCGCGGCCACGCUGGGCGCGGGGAAGUGCGGGCGGUAGGGAAAUCACACGGGCAUUCCUGUACCGACUGCAGGAGUUCGCGCAUCUUUACUUCAGCUGAGCCCAUUUUAUUUUUAACUUUUUUUUUUUUUUCCGCUCUUUUAAUUAAAAAGAUAAUGAAAUCGCA
Messenger RNA from Coturnix japonica (Japanese quail), 1155 nucleotides. NCBI's taxonomy places the organism in Eukaryota, Metazoa, Chordata, Aves, Galliformes, Phasianidae. The record is from RefSeq and is a predicted model, not a curated record.